UAUAAACCCUCUCUCUCGUCCCCACAUCUACUUUCCUCUUUCCCCUCAUACAAUUCUCUCUCUCUCUCUCUCUAAGGAUCCGAAAUGGUGUGAGUUUUCAUUCCUCCAAUUCGCCGCCGUUCACUUCAAUUGUCUUCCGCCGCCGCUUUCUUCCGAUCCGCAUUCUAUGUCAUGGACUCGACAGCUUCUAAGAUACAACAGCUCCAGAAGGCAUUUGCCGAACUCGAAAGUCAUCGAGCAGUCACUCUAAAUUUGAAAUGGAAGCAGAUCGAGGAGCAUUUCCAGGGUCUUCAGAAAUCUUUGAAGAGACGUUUCACCGAACUUGAAGAACAAGAAAAAGACUUCGACACCAAAAUAGUCGAAUCGAGACAGAUUCUGGACAAGCGCAAAGCUGAUGUCGCUGUCAAGGAGCAAACCUCACUCGAGAGCCUCCAAGAGAAACGAGAUGCUGCGGUUUCGGCCAUUUUGAAUGCCAUGGUCAAACACGAGAACCAAGCUGAAGGAGAAGUUGUCGAGGAAAAAACUGGUGAUGAAUUAACUACUGCAAAGAAUACGAGCAGCGGUACCGAAGAGUCUGUUCAGAAUACGAAUAUACAAGUGAAGGCUUAUCCAGAACUGGUGAAAUUAUGCCAAGAGAUGAAUUCCGAGGCGCUCAACAAAUUUAUUUCCGACAACCGGAAAGAUCUCGUUACUCUAAGGGAGGAAAUUCCGAUCGCUUUGAAGGCUGCAUCUGAUCCCGCGUAUCUUGUUCUGGACUCGCUCAAGGGUUUCUACGGCCCAGAAGACGUGCAUAAAAAAGAUGCCAAUCUAUUGGGCCUUCGUCGAACAUGUAUCAUGCUUAUGGAGUGCCUCAGCAGUUUGUUCGUAAACAUGGACGCGGGCUCUGUUUCUGGUAUUAUCUCGGAAAAUGCAAAGGAACGAGCAAAGGCUAUUGCCGAAGAGUGGAAACCGAAGCUGGAUUAUCUUGACGUCGAUGCCAGUUACGGGAAUUCUCUAGAGGCUCAUGCGUUUCUGCAGCUUCUGGCUACUUUUCGCAUCAAUUCGGAUUUCGAUCAGGAUUGUCUGUCGAAAUUGAUUCCCAUGGUUUCUCGACGCAGGCAAACCGCUGAACUUUGCCGUUACCUCGGCCUGUCUGAGAAAAUGCCAGGCGUGAUUGACGUCUUGGUAAAGAACGGAAGACAGAUUGAUGCUGUGAAUUUAGCUUUUGCAUUUGAACUGACUGAGCAGUUUUCACCCGUUUCAUUACUGAAAUCCUACUUGGCGGAAGCCAAGAAAGUGCCGUCGGCUGCCAAACCCGGAAGUACAUCACCUGGUGCUUCUGCACAGAACGAUGUAAACGAGAAAGAGCUUACUGCACUUAAAGCCGUGAUCAAGUGCAUCGAAGACCAUAGUCUCGAGAUCCAAUUCCCAGUGGACCCACUCCAGAAACAGGUUCUCGAAAUCGAGAAAGCAAAGGCGGACAAGAAAAGGGCAACAGAAGUUGCGAAGCCACAGUCCAAAAGACCCCGCGCUAGCGGCGUUGGUGGUGCACACGCACCACGAGCCGCAAAUGUUGCCACCGACAAGAACUUCUACGGUGGUGGCAGAAUGCCCGAAAGGUAUCCGCAGUACGUCUACGAGAGACCAUCGUAUGGUUACAGUGGACCGGCGGAGCACCACCACGUGCAGCCGUAUGUGGGCCCCACUGCGGUCUAUAACUUCUCUCCUAAUCAUCAAGUCAACUUCUUCGGGAAUGCGUACCAGUACCAGACUGCCUACUUGCACUAAUCGGUAGAGAUGCUGAGAGACUGAUGUUCGUCUAUUUUAACUGUUAGUGUUGUUGACCAUUUUCCCAGUUCAUGCAAUCUUCAAUCUAUCAGUAAAUCUAGUAUUUGAAAAAAACAAAAAAAAACAAAAGAAAAGAGCAAGAGGUAUUAUUAAUCUUGUUAAUUUCUAUUUUGUUGUAAGCUAAUAUUAUUACCAUCUUCUGAUAGAUGCACUGUUUUCUAAUGUUUAUAGUGUUGCUUUUAAUAUCUUUGCUCUGUUUGAUC
Molecule: messenger RNA, 2030 nt
Organism: Erythranthe guttata (spotted monkey flower)
Lineage: Eukaryota; Viridiplantae; Streptophyta; Magnoliopsida; Lamiales; Phrymaceae
Product: FRIGIDA-like protein 3
Source: RefSeq, a predicted model, not a curated record